Cornus florida is the source of this 1496-nucleotide messenger RNA. RefSeq names its product sedoheptulose-1,7-bisphosphatase, chloroplastic. The transcript is spliced from 8 exons. The record is from RefSeq and is a predicted model, not a curated record. Lineage: Eukaryota; Viridiplantae; Streptophyta; Magnoliopsida; Cornales; Cornaceae. Gene Ontology annotation, biological process: fructose metabolic process; gluconeogenesis; fructose 6-phosphate metabolic process. Gene Ontology annotation, cellular component: cytoplasm. Bases 114 to 1292 code for a protein of 392 amino acids. Gene Ontology annotation, molecular function: fructose 1,6-bisphosphate 1-phosphatase activity.
AUAUUCCAUCUUGUGUCCAUGCCCAAAAAUCAGUUGAGAGGCUAAAAAAACACACUACCAAGCAUUAGCAGCCUCUGAAAAACCAUUCAAUUCUCACAUUUGUUUGCACAAGCAUGGAGGCUGGCAUGGCAUGCUGCGCACCCGGCACGCUCCUGGCCGGUGUUUCUUCCCGGCAUUCGACUAAUCUAAUGUCUCCGGCAUCCAUUUCUCCUUCCUUCAGCUCCAGGAAUCUGAAAACAAGCUCUCUAUUUGGGGAGUCCCUACGGAUCAUUCCAAAAUCAUCACUUAAAGUUUCCAAGACAAAGAACUCUUCUCUCGUUACUAAAUGCGAGAUUGGUGAUAGCUUGGAAGAGUUCCUUGCAAAGGCGACACCGGAUAAGGGACUAAUCCGGUUGAUGAUGUGCAUGGGUGAAGCACUGAGGACCAUUGCCUUCAAAGUGAGAACAGCUUCUUGUGGAGGAACAGCCUGUGUCAACUCUUUUGGAGAUGAGCAGCUCGCGGUUGAUAUGCUCGCUGACAAGCUUCUAUUUGAGGCCUUGACUUACUCACACUUCUGCAAAUAUGCUUGCUCGGAGGAAGUACCCGAGCUCCAAGACAUGGGAGGGCCGGCUGAAGGUGGAUUUAGUGUUGCAUUUGAUCCGCUUGAUGGCUCUAGUAUCGUUGACACAAACUUCACAGUUGGCACAAUCUUUGGGGUGUGGCCGGGAGAUAAGUUGACUGGCAUAAAAGGGAGAGAUCAAGUUGCUGCUGCCAUGGGGAUUUACGGACCUCGAACUACAUAUGUUCUUGCUCUGAAAGACUGCCCCGGCACCCAUGAGUUCCUUCUUCUCGAUGAAGGAAAAUGGCUACAUGUCAAAGACACGACGGAAAUUGGUGAGGGAAAGAUGUUCUCCCCUGGAAAUUUGAGAGCCACAUUUGACAACCCUGACUAUGACAAGCUGAUCAAAUACUAUGUAAAAGAGAAAUACACUUUGCGAUACACUGGAGGGAUGGUGCCGGAUGUUAAUCAGAUCAUUGUGAAAGAGAAAGGUAUAUUCACAAAUGUGACAUCCCCAACUACGAAAGCUAAGCUGAGACUGCUAUUUGAGGUGGCUCCUCUUGGAUUAUUGAUUGAAAAAGCCGGAGGCUACAGUAGCGAUGGCAAACAGUCUGUGCUAGACAAGGUUAUCGUAAAUCUUGAUGAUAGGACUCAAGUAGCCUACGGAUCAAAGAAUGAGAUUAUCCGGUUUGAAGAAACACUAUAUGGAUCCUCCAGGCUCAAGGGUGGUGUGCCAGUUGGAGCUGCUGCUUAAGCUAAGCAGUGCUUUAUUUUUAUUUUUUUCUCUUCUCUCUACCAAAACCUUGACCUGUAGCUUGGAACUUAAGACCCAAAGCCACCAAGACAAAAGUAGACUUGUUAAGCUGCUUUAUUUUCAGUGUUUUUUCUUUCUUCUGGAACAUAAAGCUACUUUGUAUACAGGUUGUUUUGAUAAUCAAUGAUUUAUAUAUUCAGGUUA